Mytilus californianus (California mussel) is the source of this 6291-nucleotide messenger RNA. RefSeq lists its product as uncharacterized. Lineage: Eukaryota; Metazoa; Mollusca; Bivalvia; Mytilida; Mytilidae. The record is from RefSeq and is a predicted model, not a curated record. The transcript is spliced from 2 exons. The coding region runs from base 21 to 6002 and encodes 1993 amino acids.
GGUCGAAGACACAGCGAAAGAUGUAUCGAUCAAAAGAUCAAAGAAAGCAAGAAAAUUCUGAAUGUAUGAAAAUUAUAACGGACGACACACUGCGUUUGAAUAUGGCGGGAAAGUGUGACAAACAACAUAGGAAAAUAGCAGACGGUAUCAGAACUAAAACCGAAAAAGUUGGCAGUGUUACUAUGAUAAAAUAUUCCGAAUGCAAGAAAACAGAGAGUAACAGAGUCAAAACAAACAGAGACAAAAGAGAUUUAGAUAAAUUGAAAUUAAGUGUUAAGAAUUCUCGGAAAAGGUCAUAUGGGAUUAUUCCAUUGGCGGACAUGUGUACAAAAACUAUUCUUAUGAAGGCAAGCUCAGAACCGUAUACGGAAAUUCGGGUCAAUAUACAAAUAGAUAAAACAAUUUUACUGAAAGACAAUUACUGCCAGGAUGCCAACACAUUCAAUGUUAGGGACAGUAUUAGCAGCAUUGAUGAUUAUUUGUUAAACCGAAAGACUGACAGUAACGUUUUAUCUCAGAAAACAAAAUGGACAGAUCAAUCAAAAAGUUCCGUUAGGGAUAUUCUGACAACGAAAAGCUUGACUGUAGACCACACAGGCAAAGAUCUGAAUAAAUCUGAAAGAUCCACGAAACUAGAUAGCCAUUCAAUUAGUAAUCAUAAAAAAUCUCUCGAGUUAAGAGAUACAGAAUUUUUUUCCAAGAAAUCUCACAAAGUGUAUAAUUACCCCGGGAAUAGUAAUGUAAAGUCUCAGGAAUCUAAUAGCAAUUGUGGAAGGAAUUUACUGAAAUCUCAGGAAUCUAAUAUCAAUUGUGGAAAGAAUUUACUGAAAUCUCUGGAAUCUAAUAUCAAUUGUGGAAGGAAUUUACCGAAAUCUCAGGAGUCUAAUAUCAAUUGUGGAAGGAAUUUACUAAAAUCUCAGGAAAUUUUUACUGAAUCUGAUCGAAAUAUUUUUGCAGUAUUAGGCGCAAAAGCACUCGCAGAUAAAUUGACAGAAAACAACAGAUUUAAAACAGAACCAACCGAUACUUCUUAUGACAAUUCGACUCCAUUGACUACAUGUAGUCCGUCGUCUGCAAGUAAAUCAGAAAAAUGGACAGAAAUAAUAAAAGUUAAAACUGAAUCAAUUGAUAAUUCGUAUGGCAAUUUAAAUUCAUUUACAAGACCGUAUAUUAAUAAAUCACAUUUGGAACUCCGUGUCGAAACAACCCAGGUACACUGCUCAGUGGGAUCAUCUAGUCCAUUACGCCAAACUGCUGAGAAAAAUGAAAAUGACAUUACUUCUGAUUACGAAGGAUCGUCGACUGGUCUCCCAUCGGAAGACGAAGAUAUCAAAGAAGAAGCUUUAGAGCCAGUGAGAUGCAGUUCUUUGCAGACUGACACACAGCCAGAAUUUGACGAAGACCUUCCGAUGUUGAUCAGUCCGCAAAGGAAAAAGAUGAAGUUAGAAGACAAGACUACAGUUGCACAAAUGAAACCACCAAAAGACAGUUCAACAAAAGAUUCAAAGAUAAUUUCAAAUAGUUUGAAAAUAACGGAAAAGAAGAAAGCAGAUAUCACUAGACGCAACGAUUCAAAUGAUAGAAUUAGAACCAAAGAAUGUACAUCAUUAUCGAAAAAAGCAGUCCAUGAAAAAUGUAGAAGAGAUGAUAAAUUAAAAUCAUACAAGACAUUUAGCUUUGACUCAUCAAAGACGAAUUUAGGUGGUAAAUCCGAAGGCACAAAAUUAACACUGAAAGAUUAUUCCAGCGAAAAAAUAAAACAUUCUGAAAAAAAUAAUCCAACAAAAACCAGACACAAUUCUUCAAAUAACGAUGCAAGGAAUUUGCCUAGUAAACAGAAAAAUUCGAGUACCAAGUCACGGGUGACUUUAGAGGAUGUUGUGGGGAAAGAUAACAUUAAAACGCAAAGUAACCCAUUUGAACCCGAUACAGAUGUUCAUUUGGAGAGUAAACACAAUGUUGAGUCAAAAGAAAUAGAAUGUAAAAUGAAGGCUGUCGCAGUUGAUAUUUUCAAGCUGGCGAAUGAGUUUCAAAAAGUUAAAAAGUCAUACUCUGAAACAACAAAAACAGACCCCGAGACCAUUACAUUAGCCGCAAUCGUGCGAGAUGAGUGCUCAGACAAAACUUUGUCGAAAAGUGAAGUAGACAAAGCAGUUCGUAAAAAGAAUCAAUCAAUUAUAUCAGACGUCCAAAAUAAAAUGAAAAUAUCAACUUUGAUAGAUGAAUGCAAGAGAAACACACCAACUCAUGGACACAAAACGAAGGAGAUAGAUCGGUCUAAAUGCACUGACAAGACGAGUAUACAAUUGAAGAAUGAAAAAGUAAGUGGGCGAAAAGAAGGAGAAAGAAAAGUAAGUUCUAAUAAUAAAGUAAUCAAAUCACGUGAUAACAACGGUGAUAAUAGAGUUUUAAAGGAAAGAAGUCGAAAGCAUGAUGUAAAAUACGAUGGUCGAAGAUGCGACGAAAAGUAUGAAAGUCUGAGGUACGAUGAAGGAAAAAUGCGAAGAUGCGACGGAAAUCGUAGAUAUGAUAAAAGAGAUCGUCUUAGAGCUGAUGAUGCAACUAAACUUGUCGGACGGUAUGGAAGUGGUAUAUUUGAUAAAGAUGACAUUUAUAAACCUUAUGAAUCGGGAACACCGAUCCGCCUGUCUACCGAAAGAGAUGAAAAGAAAAUCUUAGGUAAUGCAGAAAUGCAAAGUGGUCAAGAACAAAAUGAAAGAACUGAAAAUCCAUCUACUCUUAUACGAAUGAACAAUAAUGAAGAUAUGAACACUCAGGAAAGUUAUUCUAAAAAAGAAGUAUGUCAGAAAUCUACUGAUGAAUCAAAAGAAUGGAAAAAUUCAGAAAAGGAUUUGCAAACAAAGGAUGGAAAAAGUAGUAAUACAAAAGUUUAUGUUGAUGAAAAUCGCCCAUCAGUGGAAAGCGUACUUGUUUUGAGUGCUGCUUCAAAGGAAACCGAGACGACUACAAAAGUAGCAAAGGCAGAUUCAAUAACAAAUUUAGCUUCAAACGACAAUUUCAUCUCAUUGGAUGAGACUGCAAAUGAAUCCGACCAAGCAUCAACUAAUCCAACAGAAGAGGAAGACAUAAUAUUUGAUAUGAGCGAUGCACAUGAACUGACUUCAGACAGAUCUGAUACUAAUGAAUUUAUCGGAGAACACAACAAACUGUUAACUGUUUAUUCUGACAAUAGUUCUUUACAUAAAAACAAGAAGCAACCACAAGACGUACCUUUGAUCACAAAUAGUAAAAUUACUCCUGAAGCCGACAAUAAGGUCAUGGAAAGCGUCAACAAGAAUAAAGACGCUUUAUCCAACCAAAUUAAUCAUAAAAAUAUCAUUAUACCUUGCAACGAUACAGCGACGACACAUUUCAGCAAAUCUAUUAAACAGCCUUUACUUGAAACUCUUAAGAUAAAUAAAGCUUCAUUGGAAACCCGUAUUCAAAAGAAAACAUUGAUACUAACGCCUACCAAAAGUGAACAAUACAAUGAUAAAUUCAUUAAAUUGCAACAUAACGUCAACAAACCAACUACAAGUCGUCCAAUGAAUGCGAUUAGUAAAUGGGAAAAGAUAAAACCUACGCUAUCGACAAAGGAAGAAAUUCAAGAUUUAUCACCAAAUAAAAAAAUUCAAGAUUUAUCACCAAAGGGAGAAAUUCAAGAUUUAUCACCAAAGGAAGAAAUUCAUGUAUUAAAGUCAAUUUGUAUUUCCACCUCCGUAGAUGAUGCACAGGAUAUUUGUACUGCUAUAUCUGAUGAAGUUGUUUCAAAUCCAGACAGUGAUACAGCGCCGAGAAAGGAAGCACCGAAGCAUUAUGUCAAAAGUUCUGACAUUAGUAUUAUGAAUGUUGCAACUUCUGAGAAUACGAUACCGGGGUUAGUUGAUACCAAAACCUCCAACGAUAACGCUCAAAAACUUGUUUGUAAUACCAUCAUGGAGGAUACAAACCCUGUUGAUUUCCGAACUAACGACAAUAAUACAAAGGAGGCUGGUAUUGUUAUAUCUGACAAAAAAGUCCAGGGGCCUGUUUGUACCACAACGUCUUACACGUAUAUACCAAAAUCCUGUGAUAACGCGAUUAUCGAAAAAGAUGCACAGAAAACUAUUUGUGUGACGACGACUGAUAAAGAUGUCCAAAAGGAUGUUGAAAUAUCAAUUUUAGACACGAACACAUCAACGUCUGUGUGCAUUGAAAAAUACAAAAAGGAUGUAAUAACUGGUACACCAAAAGUCUCUGCUACCUUGCAUGACAUUGGUGAUCUGGUACCAGUAUGUUACAAAACCACUGACAACGUUGUACUGAAGUCUGUUGAAACAUCAACUUGUUACAAUGAUAUAUCGAAACGUAUUUAUACAGCAACACCCGACCAAGAAGUAAACAAAAUUGCAGAUUUACAGGAAAAUGCUUGUGAAACAAUUGACAAUGAAGUAUCAAAGACACAAUGUACUGUUAAUUGUGAGAAUGCUAUACUGAAACCUUCAAAUAUCGUAACUUCUAAACAUAAACUUAUGUCUAUUUUAUCCGCAACUUUAAAUGAAAAUAUCCCCGAAUUAGAUUGCAGCUCAACUUCUGUAAAUGAUCUUGUGAAAGCAACGUCGAACAAUGAUGUGAUGUCGCAAAGAUUUGUCGGUAAUAUUUCAUGUAUCAGUGACAUACAGAAUCAAGAGUGCGCCAAAUCGGAUACUUUAAUGACCUCAUCAAAAACUGAAAAUGUUUUGAAACAUGGACAAAGUGAUAAAGAAGAUGCAGCAAAUAAUGAAAAGGGAGAUUAUGAUGUAGUAGAUCUCCUAGCUGAACAAAUUCCGAAACCAUCUCCCUAUGAAAACAAAAGGAAAAUCAAACUUUUGGCAAACACGUGUAUCUUAUCGAAAAGUGUGAAAAUUAUACACUCUACAAAAAAUAGACAAAGAAUUAAAUCAAAAAUGAGUGUAGCAAAACGAAAUAUAGUUACUGAUGAUAGUGAUAACUUUUCUGUUACCAUUAAAAACGAAGAAAAAGAAAAGAACGAUGUUCAACAAAGCAAGACUGAUAAGGAAGAUGAUAAAGAUGUUAAGAAAAAAGAUUGUGUAGUGAUAGACCUCACUGACGAAGAAAGUCCGACAAAAUCAAAUAAGAAUAAGAGAAAACUAGAUUUAGAAACAGGAAGCGAUUCUAAAGAAAGCAAACGUGGACGAAUUGAACAAAACAAUAGAAAAAUCAAAUCAAAAGUUACUAUAGCAAAACAAAACGAAAUUGCAAACCAUACUGAUGACACCGGUCCGAAACAGAUGCGAAACCAGAAAGAUCCUGAUAAAAGAAGAACUACUGAAAGUAAGAAAAAUUCAAAAUAUGAAUCAGAACGCAAUUACUACAAACGCAAUGUUGGAAAGGAUAGAGAUUACAAUUAUCGUACAAGCAUUAAAAGAUCUGACAGUAAAGAGUAUGAAAGAAAAUAUGAAAGUUCGAAAUACGAUAGAAACUUCCUAAAGAAAAGAGAGUACGCUUAUGAACACGAAAUUCCGUCACUUCUGUUGAUGAACACACAACCAAUGAGUGAUGUUUCUUACGUAGGACUGAAAGUUGAUCCAUCAACUGCACAUGCGCGAUGUUUUAAUGAGGUCGUCGAAUAUGCAUAUGAUUUUAUGCGCAGAUAUUGUGAUUACAAUGAAAUAUCAAGUCAAGAAGUCACACCAGUUCGCCGAUUUCGAACAAACCUUAUGCGACAAUUAAAAGCUACAUUUGAUCGAUAUUUUUACGGACCAAAUAAUCCGUAUGAUCCAAUUUAUUCACUCACAGGUCCUCAACCACGAUUCCGCAACGAAGAUAUCAUGAUCAGAACAAUUUUACACACCAUUAAAAAGCCACAUAUUCGUCGCGGUACGGAUUGUCAUAGUUGUCAGUUUGAUGAUGUCAUAGGUUACGAAGGUUAUAAAAUUCCAUGUUUUUGGUGUAAAGUUGAAUUUCGUCAGGGGGAAUUUUUACGUGCAUUACCUAUACUUGAUCGUUCCUAUGCAUAUUGACAUUAUUGUCUGUUUUCAUUCUUCGUGAUUUUAUGAUGAAAAAUGUGUAGCUUAAGUUCAGUUUAUUUCUUUGUAUAAUUGUAAUGUCGAGAACUGAACGAGAAAAAGUUGGAUUGGUUUUAUGAAGAUGUUCGAAAACAUUUUAUUACAUGUUGAUAUUAUUUUCCAUGUUAUUCCUUUUUCUGUAUGCGACAAACUGGACAUGUUUUAUUUUAAAUGUUUUAUAUUUUUAUUCAAUAUUUGACGAUUGUACAUAUCCAUAGAUACGUAUAAUGAAGGUUUAAACGAU